Molecule: messenger RNA, 4262 nt
Organism: Esox lucius (northern pike)
Lineage: Eukaryota; Metazoa; Chordata; Actinopteri; Esociformes; Esocidae
Gene: dorip1
Product: chromosome 15 C14orf28 homolog
Exons: 5
Coding region: 244-1263 (339 amino acids)
Source: RefSeq, a predicted model, not a curated record
UAAGUAGUUGGUACAAAUCUUUUCAUAAAAUCAAGUUGAUGUGAAAGAAAGGUCAGAAAGCCACAAACAACCCAAUGUUUGUGGGCGUGACUAAGUGGGCGUAACUUGACUUUACGCCGGAUGUUUUGAAGCUUGAUGGGUGCCAAGCAUUCUCGAGGGUUACAGAAAAUACUAGUCUAGUGGUCAUAAAGAAGUAUUAAUGGCUGCUAGCCUGAAUUAAGAAAUGAAGAAUUACAGAGAACGAUGGAGAGCAAAUUCUGCAUUUUGACCGACACAGAAGACCUUAGAACCUUGAUUUCAAGCACCGAAGACAGUCUGCAAAUUGAAAGGACCAAGACAUUGUUUGAGGAAAUCCGUGCAUCCAUCAACAACAAUGAUGAAGAGGACCGUUCUUUUUGGAGGCCUGUACUCCCAUGGGGCGGUGUGUACACCAUCAGGGCUGGAAGAAAAGCCAUUUCAUGCACCCCUCUUUAUGUCAAGAUAAACCUGAAGAACACCUGCACCAUUGACGGGUUCCUCAUGAUCCUCUAUGUCAUUCUGAGAGACAACCAGAGCUUUCCCCGGGAGGUGGGGGUCUUCCUGGGCAGGCAGUUUGUGGAGCAUUUUCUCUACCUGAUGGAUUCCUAUGACUACACCACCGUUAAGAUGCUGUGGAUCUGGGACAGGAUGUCCAAGAGGCAGUACCGCUCUGUGAUCCACCAUGCAGCAUUGGAGAUCGACCUGUUUGGUAAUGAACAUGAGAACUUCACCAAGAACUUGGAGACAAUGAUGUCAACCAUACAUGAGAGUCUGUGCACCAACUGGAGUUGUCCUGCUCGGUUCCAGGAGUUCAUACAGAAGACGAUCAACAUCAAACCCCCGCACGAGCUGCCUCAUAGAGAUCCCAUCCAGUCAGCGGUUGAUGAGUUCUUCUGUCCCAAGAUUAUUCUCUGCAAAGAACUUGGGUGUAAUGGGUUGAGGGAGUUCUCUCAAAGGGUCUUCUGCCAUGGCCCGCCUCCUUUUGUCAUUCUCAACAUGCAGAUGUGGAAGUCUGAGGAGUUGUCCUACGUCCCAUACCAUCUGGCCCUGUCCCAACACCGGUACUCACUGGAGGGCGCUACACUCUUCAACAAGGAGGAGCACCACUACUCUGCAGCUUUCCAGAUAGACGGAUACUGGAUGCACUAUGACGGGCUGAGGAGCGACAACCUGAUCCUCUUAAACAAGCCCCCAGAACUCCUGCUGCUUUCGUCCCUCGUCUACAUCCGUGCCUCGGACAAAUGAGGUGCACUAGUGUAACCAAAUAGGGAUAGGGUCUGUUCCAUUUUCCUGUCCAUCACUUCAGGACUUAAACAUACUCCUGAAUUGACUUGAAUGGAAAGGGAAUCGGCCCCAAAUCUGUCAGCAUUAUCCACAGGAGAAACCGGUAACAGCACUAAUGGAAAGGAAUUUUCAAAACCUGCACAUUCGUAUACCUUCCUGUCUUUUGUUUUGUUGACCUUUAACUCACAAGAAUGAUAAUCCUAUUGUCACCUUAGGUUUAGACUGUCUUCCAGUUCUCAGUGUGAUCACACCUGGCUUGAAGUCAAUUCCAUUUCAGUUCUCAGUGUGAUCACACCUGGCUUGAAGUCAAUUCCAUUUCAGUUCUCAGUGUGAUCACACCUGGCUUGAAGUCAAUUCCAUUUCAGUUUGAAGUUAACUGGUGGUCUCAAAUCUUUCCUAAUUGAAAAGCACUAAAGAUAAUUUGAAUUCUUGCCUAGCUAGUGAAUUGAAAUGGAUUUGACCAAAUAGCUUUUCGUAUAUAAUGAGCAUUUCCAAACUCUUUAAUAUUGAUCAUGUCAACUUCCUUUUUUUCUGUUUUUAUACCCUAAGAUAACUGCGUCUUCUCUGGGCUUGCUUCUUGGAAUCCAAGAAUAUAAUAAUGGACUAUAAUAGUUCUAGACAGAUUGGUGUAAAUGAUGCAUUAUUAAAGAAUCAACUCAGAACCUUAAAUAGCUUUAUUGUGGAAAAGUCUUUUGUGGAUUGUAUAGCUGCACUUUCAGAGAAGAAAAUUGAGCAAUUAAUUAGACUUUUAUAAAGAAUUGUGCACAGUUUAUAGGAUAGAGUGAAGCUACUGUGGCAUUCUGGAUAACUACAAAACAAUCUACUACAAUCUAUUUGUGCAUACCCGCCCUGACCUCAGGUCAAACUGGUGCUUUUUUUGUACUAUUUCCACUGUAGUUUAAAAACGAACAUUUGAAAAAAGUAUUGCUUUGCAUUUUGUGAGAAUGAAACCAUUACCACUUAUUUCUUUGCUUUUCUUCAUGUUAGGCUUUAACUUGGAAGUACUACAACCCUGUUUCCAAAGUUGGGACGCUGCGUAAAAUGUAAAUAAAACAGAAUGCAAUGAUGUGCAAAUAAUUUAUCCCUGUAUUUAACUGAAAAAAGUACAACACUGAGAAAUUGUAUUGUUUUGUGCAAGCCACCCAUGCCAUCACAAAUGCAGGCUUUUGCACUCUCCUCUUUAGCCCAGAAGACAACAGCAACUGUGUCUUUUCAAAUUUGGAUUAAUCAGACUACAGGACAGUUUUCCACUUCACCUCAGUCCAUCUAAAAUGAGCUCAUGGGGCCAGAGGUGCUGCCGUUUCUGGAUGUUGUUUAUGUAUGGUUUCUUCUUUCCAUAGAAGAGUUUCCGCUUGCACUUGUGGAUUCAGCAACAAACUGUGUUGACAGAAAAAAAUUCGGAAGUGUUCCGGAGCCCUUGCAGAGAUUUCAGGCCCUCCAAUAUUGGUUUUUGGCCUUGUCCCUUGCAUACAGAGAUUUCUCUAGAUUCUCUAAAUCUCAAUAUCAUGUGCCAUAGAUGAGAUCCCUAAACUCUUUGCAAUUUUACAUUGACAGAUGUUAUUCAAUUGUUGCACCAUUUGCCUGCGCAGUCUUUUUACAGUGGUGCUCUUGAUAUUUACUUCUGAAAGACUCCUCUCUAGGAUGCAAUUUUUAUACCCAAUCAUGUUACUAACUUGUUGCCAAUUAACCUAAUUAGUUGAUAUGUUCCACCAGGUAAUUUUUUUGUAUUACACAACAUUUUUGAAACAUGUUGCUGGCAUCCAAUUCAAAGUGGGCAGAUAUUUUUCAAGAAACAAUAUUUCUCAGUUUCAACAUUUGAUAUGUUUUUUUGCGCAGAAUUGCAUUCUGCCUUUCUUUACAUUUUACACAGCAUCCCAGCUUUUUUGGAAAUGGGAACAUAGAUAAAAUCAAUUCUGUCAAAUGUAAUUUACCUCACGGUAACUUUCUGUGCUUACAUGUUUGUCUUUCAUAUCAAAUAGAUAACAUGAUAUCCUGCUUUCAAUUGAUCCUGCAAAUUCAAUAACAAGGUACAUUAUGUCCUGAAGAUGACACACCUGUAAUAAACAAUAGUAUUAAAUGGAUUUUUGUGAUGCAUUUGUUAAUUUAGUUCAACAGUUUGUCUUUGCCAAUGUAGUGUAGAAUUAAUGAAACUGUCUAAGCAAAAAAAAUCAUUGUGUUCAUGUGUUGAAUGGUGUUUACUCCAUUCCAUGGAGGUCAUCUGUUUUUAGCAAUACAAAUAUUUUUAUAUUCUAGAGUUGCUAUGUUUUUUGUUGCACAUACACCAAAUAAGUAACUAGUGACAAAGCACAACAACAAAGCAUACCUUUUAAGGCAGGCAUUUAUUAAUUUUAACAGGGUACAACUGCACCACACAAAGUAACUGUCUAAAAGGUAUGUUCAAUCAAAGCAUGAUAAAAUAUGGAGGGGGGAAAAUACUGCUUCUACAUGAAGGUUCCAGUAGUAAUCCACAGGAUAUAAAAUUCAAGAUUAUCACCUUAAUUCAGACAGUUCAGACACUCAUGGAAAACGUAGUAGAAGCAGUGGUAAUUUGGCUAACAUUGACAUCAGUUUCAAAAGGAAUUUUCCCCCCAGACGAGACAAUAGUGACCUUGCAGUCUUUUCCCAACUUGAUAUUAGUAUUCCCUCUGCAUUCUUUAGUAAAACAAGCACUUUGGUGAGAGUGGUGGCAAAACAAGACAUGGUUAGGCCAUAAAAAUAAUGAACUUAAUUUACCGUCCCUUCAUUUUGCAGUUUCACGUUUUCAGAUUCCAUAUGGCCAAAAUUUCCCCUGCAAAAGAAUAAGUCAGUAUAAAUACAUCCUUUAAACUCAGGUCCAAUAUCCCCAAAAGGAUAACUUCUCUCUAUAUGCUGGUAACAUAAAGGACAAGGGAUGGCUGCUGCCGACAAUCACGGCCUGCGUGAUUCUGACUUUCAGGCUCAUCCUUCCUACUUUGUGGAUA